GCUCUGCUGAACGGGGGAACUUUCUCCUUUUUCGCGAUUCCUUCCGGGCCCGAGAUUCCUUCACGGUUCCGGAACUGUCAAGAGAUCGAUCGUGCUCGCGGGUGUGUGUGUUGAUCGUCCGGAUCUUGUGUUGAACGCGUGGAAGUUGCUACGUUGCCCAUCGGAACAUGGACCACCGGUUGGUGCUUUGGUUGGCCUUGGCCGGUGCCGGUCUCUUCCUUCGCGCUGCCGUCUCGCUGCACUCUUACUCCGGUCAGGGCACUCCGCCAAAGUACGGUGAUUUUGAGGCACAACGGCACUGGCAGGAGAUUACGGUGAAUCUGCCUCCGACGGAGUGGUACCGGAAUACGACCGACAACGAUCUGCUGUACUGGGGAUUGGAUUAUCCACCGCUCACCGCGUAUCACAGUUAUCUCGUCGGUCAGUGGGCCCGUUGGCGUGGGAAGGAGGAGUUUGUGGCACUUCACGAAUCCCGCGGAAUCAGCACCGACGAGCAUAAACACUUUAUGCGCAACACCGUCCUGCUCAUCGAUGCCAUCCUCUACGUUCCGGCCAUCCUGCUGGCGUUACAUUAUGUACCCGGGACAGGUGCCACUCCGUCGUCUAGCUCCACCUCCUGGUUACCACUGGCCCUGGCCGUUCUGUACCCGGGACAGAUGCUGAUCGAUAAUGGUCACUUCCAGUACAACAACGUAUCGCUGGCGCUGUUCGUGUUGGCGGCGUUGGCCAUUGCAAGUUCGAAGGCCAUCCUAUCCGGUGCAGUCCUGUUUUGUCUCGCCUUGAACUACAAGCAGAUGGAACUGUAUCAUGCGCUGCCCUUCUUCUUCCAACUACUCUGGCACUGCUUUGAAUCGGAUCCGGUGAACCGUUUGGUGACUGGCAUCAAGCGGCUUGUGGUGCUCGGUGUGACCGUUAUUGGAACAUUCGCGAUAGUUUGGCUUCCGUGGCUCGGUUCGGUGGAGGACGUUGGCCAGCUAGUGCACCGGAUCUUUCCGGUUUCGCGUGGUCUCUUCGAGGACAAAGUAUCUAACUUUUGGUGUGUCGUGGACGUAGCUAUCAAGCUCAAAAACAUUCCCAUCAACACGAUGGGCAUCGUGUGCCUUGUCUGCACCGUGAUGGCCGUGCUUCCUAGCGGAUUGAAUUUGUUGUUCCGGAAAUCGUACGACGCCAGCGCAUUCCUCUACUCGCUCACUGUAACGGCGCUCGGAUUCUUUCUGUUCAGCUUCCACGUGCACGAGAAAUCUAUCCUACUUGUGGCCAUUCCCGCUUUGCUGUUGCUACACCUGGAACCAUUCGCCGUGUUUUGGUUCCUUCAGGUGUCGUCCUUCAGUAUGUUUCCUCUUCUCUACAAGGACGGGCUUACCGGACCAUACUUUGCCCUUUCACUUGUCACUCUCAUCUUACCGAGAUUAGCCGCGGCGAGUGGAAACCGUGAGAAAGUGGAAGUUCCGACCUACGAUCUGUUUCACGUACAUCAUCUAAUCGGAAACUCGGUAAAGGGAUCCCGCAUCGCAUCCUUGUUACUGCCGCUGUUCUACCUGUCUUUGCUGGGGCAGAUGGCACUGCUGAGCGCAUUCUUGUUUGCUGAACCACCGGUUGCGCUACCGUUCCUCUAUCCUCUUGCCAUAUCCGCUUACAGUUUUGGCCAUUUCGUACUGUUCUUCGUAUACUUCAACAUCCAGCAGCUUGUCUGUGGCGACCGUAAGGAGGAUAAAGCUACCAUCAAACCACAAACGAAAAGUGAAAAGAAUAGAAAAAUAAAGUAAUAUUACCACAUACAAGACAUUCGAAGGGUCUCUUGAACGUGUUCGAUGCUCUGCGCACUUUAUUCGACACACCAUGUGUACUAGAUUGACUAUUCAGUUGCCAUCCUUCAAGGCUUACUACUA
Anopheles aquasalis is the source of this 1889-nucleotide messenger RNA. It is a transcript of the gene gny, whose product is annotated as ALG6 alpha-1,3-glucosyltransferase garnysstan. Gene Ontology annotation, biological process: protein N-linked glycosylation; dolichol-linked oligosaccharide biosynthetic process. The record is from RefSeq and is a predicted model, not a curated record. Gene Ontology annotation, molecular function: dolichyl pyrophosphate Man9GlcNAc2 alpha-1,3-glucosyltransferase activity. Lineage: Eukaryota; Metazoa; Arthropoda; Insecta; Diptera; Culicidae. Gene Ontology annotation, cellular component: endoplasmic reticulum membrane.